Molecule: messenger RNA, 1399 nt
Organism: Electrophorus electricus (electric eel)
Lineage: Eukaryota; Metazoa; Chordata; Actinopteri; Gymnotiformes; Gymnotidae
Gene: hmox1b
Product: heme oxygenase 1b
Biological process (GO): response to oxidative stress; heme catabolic process; heme oxidation
Molecular function (GO): heme binding; heme oxygenase (decyclizing) activity
Source: RefSeq, a predicted model, not a curated record
AAAGAAGAACGCUUCAGUAUGACUCCAGACUCCAGAGGAUCAGAACUCAAAGCCGAAAUACAGAAACUAACAAACCUCACAGGCUACGACACACCACCAUCUAAACUUUGAAAAUGGAAGCAGAUCACAGGUGCCUACUGAAUGAGAGAAACCAAAUCACAGACUGUGACCUGUCCGAGCAGAUAAAGGCGGUGACAAAAGAGAGCCAUGUCCAAGCCGAGAACACCAAGGUGAUGCUGGCCUUCCAGAGGGGUCAGCUGACUCUGCAACAGUACAAGCUCCUUCUGUGCUCUUUAUACAAGAUCUAUGAGGCACUGGAAGAGGAACUAGACAAAAACUCCUCCCAUGAUGGUGUAGCACCAAUUUACUUCCCCCAGGAGCUGGCAAGGCUGGAGUCCAUCAAGAAGGAUCUGGAGCACUUCUAUGGUGCAAACUGGAAGGAGCAGCUCACUGUACCUGCUGCCACACUGAGAUAUGCUCAGAGGCUCAGAGAGAUUGGCAGGAAGCAUCCAGAGUACCUCGUGGCUCACGCAUACACUCGUUACCUGGGCGACCUGUCAGGGGGCCAGGUGCUGGGCCGCAUUGCCCAGAAGUCUCUGGGGCUGAAGAAUGGAGAGGGCUUGUCGUUCUUCUCUUUCCCUGCCGUGAGCAGCCCAAACCUGUUCAAGCAACUGUACAGAAGCCGAAUGAACAGCAUCACUCUGACUGAGCUGCAGAGAGAGGGUGUGCUGCAGGAAGCGGUCAGGGCCUUCAACUUCAACAUCCAGGUGUUUGAAGAACUGCAGAACUUGUUGAGCACCUCAGAGGAGACAGAACUAAGGCAGAGACACAAAACCCACAGCCCAAAGAUGUCAGAUGCUGGUACAGACAAGAGCUUGGAACUGCCCUCAUCCCUGGUCUCCAGCUCUCAGUUCCUGAGGAUACUCCUUGGGUUGGCUGUGGUUCUGACAGUCGGCAUGGGAGUCUAUGCAUUUUAAACCAGUUCCUGUCACUCAGUGGCAUGUCAAAUACUGUACAUUAUGGUAACGGUUAGUGAAGUUAAAUUGUAGCAGUGCGUGGUAAAACUGCAGAAAUGACCCUGGACAAAAAAACCUUUGUAGGCUUCAAGCCAGAAGCAAUUUUCCUUAAAGCACUUUAAGGCGGCAUUCUUUUUCCUAAUGUAACAUUCGGAACUAAUUUUGUUGACUUUGCAGAAGUUGUUUGGUUGUCUUCUUAGUUUAAUUAUAUCGAUCCGUCUUAAUCUUUCUUUACGCAAAGAUCAAGGUGCAGGGCAGAAUCGCACAGAUACUGUUAUGGUAUCAUCCUGCCAUGUCUUCUACUGUAGCAAUGUUUCAAAUUGUUUGUGUGCAAAACGUUUGAUUGUUUUUUUUUAUUAAAAAAAGUACAUAUUUUUAUUUAA